CAGGAUUCUUGCAAUGUCAAAUAAAGCAAAAACUGUCGUUACUUAACAAGAAUUAAAGCACCCAAUGACAAGCAGAUGUGGUAUAUUGGCAUCCAAAUUCGGUUGAUUAACGUUUGAUUCCAGAGAAAUUAAUAACAAACUAACAGUUAAUCCAAUCGACAACAACAGGAAAUGAGGCAUGGUUACAAAUUUCCCUCGUUUAGAACAUGGUAAUUGAGAUGGAUGGAAUGGAACAGUAUAAGCAAAAACGAAGAUAAAGAUGACAAAAGCAACACUCUCUCUUUCACUCAUUUUCUCUCUUUUUUAUCACCCUCUCUACAACUGAAGGGAGGGGUAGUGGUGACCGGUGAGAACUGAUAAACCAAAAAAAUGGCAUCUCUACAUUUUUCUGCAACCUGUUCUCACUCAACCUUCUUUGGUUUUAACCAUAGAGGAAGGAACUCAAACCUUUUCUUCAUCAAAAAGUCUCGUUUUACUUUCUUGAGGAAAAUUUUUUUCAUCAAAAGUGUUGCUAGCGACCAAAAGCAAGAUCUCCAAGAUGCUGCUCAAGUCACUGAAGACGCUUGUCUAGAUACCUUUGUUCCAGAUUCUGCGUCCAUUGCGUCAAGAAUUAAACACCAUGCUGAGUUCACACCAUCUUUCUCUCCGGACCAUUUUGAGCUCCCCAAGGCAUUCUAUGCAACAGCUGAAAGUGUUCUUGAUUCGCUUAUUAUCAUUUGGAAUGCUACUUAUGACUACUAUGAGAAAAUUAAUGUAAAGCAGGCAUAUUAUCUUUCCAUGGAGUAUCUACAGGGUAGAGCUUUGCUGAAUGCGAUUGGUAAUCUAGAGCUUACAGGAGCUUAUGCAGAAGCUUUGAGGAAGCUGGGGCACAAUUUAGAGGACGUAGCUAGGGAGGAACCAGAUGCUGCACUUGGAAACGGGGGCUUAGGACGUCUAGCUUCCUGCUUUCUGGACUCCCUUGCAACACUAAAUUACCCUGCUUGGGGAUAUGGACUUAGGUACAAGUAUGGACUGUUCAAACAGCAUAUUACAAAAGAUGCUCAGGAGGAAGUUGCAGAAAAUUGGCUUGAGAUGGGAAAUCCAUGGGAAAUUGUGAGAAAUGAUGUGUCCUACCCUUUAAAAUUCUAUGGUGAAGUCACUUCAGGCCCCAAUGGAAUUAAACAAUGGGUUGGAGGUAUAAUGGCUGUUGCUUAUGAUGUCCCAAUACCUGGAUAUAAAACUAAAACUACAAUUAACCUCCGACUAUGGUCUACUAAAGUUGCACCAGAAAUGUUUGAUUUACGUGCUUUCAAUGCUGGAGAUCAUGCCAAAGCAUAUUUAGCAAUGAAGAAUACUGAAAAGAUUUGCUACAUACUAUACCCUGGUGAUAAGUCACUUGAGGGGAAGACUCUUAGACUGAAGCAACAAUAUACAUUAUGCUCAGCUUCUCUCCAAGAUAUUAUUGCACGCUAUGAAAAGAGAUCAGGAGAGACUGUAAAUUGGGAAAAUUUCCCUGACAAGGUUGCAGUUCAGAUGAAUGAUACUCAUCCAACACUUUGCAUUCCAGAGUUGAUACGAAUAUUGAUGGAUGUGAAGGGUUUGAGCUGGGAACAAGCCUGGAAUAUCACACAGAGAACUGUUGCAUACACAAACCACACAAUUCUACCUCAGGCCCUGGAGAAAUGGAGCCUGGAGCUCAUGCAGGAAUUGCUUCCUCGACAUGUUGAGAUCAUCAGAAUGAUUGAUAAGGAGCUGAUCCAAACUAUUAUUAAUGAGUAUGGAACUGAGAACCUGGACCUGUUGCAAGAAAAGCUGAAACAAAUGAGAAUUCCAGAAAACAUUGAGUUGCCUGAGUCAGUGGCUGAAUUGUUUGUUAAAUCAGAAAAAAGUUCUGUUGUUGAUUCAACUGAAGAAGACGAUAUUUCUGAUGAGGAAACUGAACCUACUGAUGAGGAAGACCAACUUGAGGAAGAGGACAUGGAAAAGAAAAAUGAGGUGACAUCAAUUGAGCCAGAUCUAAAACUUCCCAAGUUGGUACGAAUGGCUAACCUAUGCGUUGCUGGUGGGUAUGCAGUAAAUGGUGUUGCUGAGAUUCAUAGUGAAAUAGUGAAAAAUGAAGUCUUCAAUGAAUUCUAUAAGUUGUGGCCUGAGAAAUUUCAAAAUAAAACAAAUGGAGUUACACCAAGAAGAUGGAUUCGCUUUUGCAAUCCAGAUUUGAGCAAAAUCAUUACCAAAUGGACUGGAUCAGAAGACUGGGUUGUAAAUACUGAGAAAUUGAUGAUACUUUGUAAAUUUGCCGAUAAUGAGGAUCUUCAAUCUGAAUGGAGGGAAGCAAAAAGAAAAAACAAGGUUAAGGUUGCAUCUUUCCUCAGAGAAAAAACGGGAUAUAUUGUCAAUCCCGUUGCAAUGUUCGAUGUGCAGGUAAAGCGCAUCCAUGAAUACAAGCGGCAGUUAUUGAACAUUAUGGGAAUAGUUUACCGUUAUAAGAAAAUGAAAGAAAUGAGCCAUGAGGAUAGAAAAGUAUGCUUUGUUCCUCUAUGCAUAUUUGGAGGAAAGGCAUUUGCUACAUACAUCCAAGCCAAGAGGAUAGUAAAGUUCAUCACAGAUGUUGGAGCUACUGUAAACCAUGAUCCUGAAAUAGGAGAUCUUCUAAAGGUUGUGUUUGUUCCUGACUACAAUGAAAGUGUGGCCGAAAUGCUUAUUCCCGGCAGUGAUCUGUCUCAGCAUAUAAGUACGGCUGGAAUGGAGGCUAGUGGAACCAGCAAUAUGAAGUUUGCAAUGAAUGGUUGCAUCCUAAUCGGAACGUUAGAUGGAGCUAAUGUUGAAAUAAGGCAAGAGGUUGGAGAAGAUAAUUUCUUCCUCUUUGGUGCACAGGCUCAUGAAAUAGCUGGACUGAGGAGAGAAAGAGCCGAGGGAAAGUAUGUUCCAGACCCAAGGUUUGAAGAAGUGAAGGUAUAUGUCAGAAGUGGUGUUUUUGGUCUCUACAACUAUGAAGAACUGAUGGGAUCCUUGGAAGGAAAUGAAGGUUAUGGUCGUGCCGAUUAUUUCCUUGUGGGAAAAGAUUUUCCCAGUUACAUUGAGUGCCAAGAGAAGGUUGAUGAGGCAUAUAGAGACCAAAAGAGAUGGAAAAAAAUGUCGAUUUUGAACACAGCUGGCUCAUACAAGUUCAGCAGUGACCGUACUGUUCAUGAAUAUUCUAGGGACAUCUGGAGGAUUGAUCCUGUUGUGCUGCCAUGAUUACUAUUAAUUUGUUCUACACUGGUGAAAGCAGGUUUAGCUCAUAUAUAUCCUCCUUAAUUUCUCCCUUUUGGAUCAUGUGUAGAAUUAAGUACUAUUAUAGCGCCGAUGACCGACAUUAUACCUAAUAAUCAGUUAUAUAGGAUGAAAUGACCACUAUUUAGGAACCAGAGUUGGAAAGCCAGAAAUUGAGAUCUGUCAAGAUAAAUGCAGACAGUCUAUUCCUGUGAUUUUCAGCGAGCAAGAUUCUUAUCAAGGUUCAAUAAUAAAUAUGCCUUGUGAUCUUUGCUAGUACCUUAACUUUUAGCAGCUAAACUAAGUAAAACCCAUGAGUUGUUUAAGCUACAAAUAUUAUCCCAAGAAUAUAUAUUGUUCAAAAUCUGAAGAUCUCGAAGGUCAAAUUCAAGGAAACUUCGAUCUGGCCGGCAGACAAAUAUCAUUGGUACUGUUCUCUGGUACGUGGUUCUGUAUAUAUAAUUUAGCCUACCCUAUUUAUAGAAGGUCUUCAUGCAGUUCGCAGUGUUUGAAAACAAUUGCCACCCCACCCCCUCAUCCCCCUUCAAAAAAUUUGAUGAAAUAACGAAACAAAUAAGUACUAUGGGCAUGGUUUUAGGGCAACAUGACUCCAUUACAGACCCUGAGCUUGUUCUUAGUUAUUUUAGAAGCAAAUAAAUGCUGUGACUCUAUCAAUGUACCUGAUCACUGAGAGCUUUCAGACCCUUGCCAAUUUCCCUUUGCUAAUUAAUGACUUAAUCUCAUGGCACAUCAGCUACAUCUUUAGUCACCAUCAGACGAUGAGAAUACCAUCAUCAACCCAAUUCUUUCCUAAAGGCUCCGCUCAUUAGAUACCAACCAAUCUCCUCAUCCAAACAAUUCAGCAAUUAAAAACAUUUUACUUUAAUUUCAUUUCUCUAUUGAAUAGAUUAAUAUAAAACCACAGACAAUCAAGACUCAGCACUUAGCUGACAUAGAAUAACACCACUUAUACAUAAGGAAAUACUUUGGAAUAACUCCUUUUGAAAAGUUGCUUUGGAGCUCAUCUUCUCAAUGUCAAAUUGAUAUGAAUAAUUAAGUCACCUGCGACCUAGAGUCUCUAGAACUAGAAGCCUUGGCAACGCAACUAACACCAUUUUUUAGCGGAUAAAAAGUGCAGAUUGCUUAGUUCCAAAAUAUUUCCUCUCUCUCCUUUUCACUUAAGUUAAAGUUAGGUAUGACCCCGAAUUCGGUCCGUUUCCACUCCAAAGAAAUUAGGCAUGCAGAACGUAAAGUCAAGGGAGACAUGGUGAUAUAAUGAUUGCAUCUACUUCAGUGAUGGAACUGUUUUUAGGCCUUUCAGAAUCUCAAGUUUGAGAAGAGUUUGACCUUAAACUAGUGCGUGCAAUUUGAGCUCUUGAUUCCACUCAUCAAGCUAUGACUAAUUCUGGUCAAUUUGAGCUUUUUCUUUUUCACAUUUGAUCAUAAAAUUAUAUAUACAUAUAAUUAUGGAUGAAGGAUUAGGUAAUUACACUUUGCAUUUGAAAAAUCAAAAGUGAAACCUCAAGAAUUCUAGAAACGUUUAAUUACCUAAGUUUUCACUACCCAUGGACAAAAUCAAAGAGAAAAACAAGUUCCCUGCAAUUGCAGAAGUGUCAUUGAUGUAGGUGCAACUUGAAAGUGAAAGAAAAUUUCAUUCAUCUAUGGAAUAGAGUCGAUUACCUUUUAUUCAUACAGGCCUCUCAACAUAAAAAAUAUCUUGGUCUUUUUAUUAAUAGAGGGUGUUCAAGCAACACCACCAACGGGAUUGAACCAGUUUAAUCAAGGCUCUUUGCUUGGAAUGCAAGAGACAGUACUAUUCCAUGUAACUGGCAAACAAAACGCCAAUGGGAGCUUAUCCCUUAUCACAAAACGCCACAAAGAUGUUGACAAGUGACCCAUCUUCAUUAAC
This is a messenger RNA of Durio zibethinus, 5140 nucleotides long. RefSeq names its product alpha-1,4 glucan phosphorylase L-2 isozyme, chloroplastic/amyloplastic-like. Gene Ontology annotation, molecular function: glycogen phosphorylase activity; pyridoxal phosphate binding. The record is from RefSeq and is a predicted model, not a curated record. Gene Ontology annotation, cellular component: cytoplasm. Gene Ontology annotation, biological process: glycogen catabolic process. NCBI's taxonomy places the organism in Eukaryota, Viridiplantae, Streptophyta, Magnoliopsida, Malvales, Malvaceae.